Molecule: messenger RNA, 762 nt
Organism: Lotus japonicus
Lineage: Eukaryota; Viridiplantae; Streptophyta; Magnoliopsida; Fabales; Fabaceae
Product: pentatricopeptide repeat-containing protein At4g33170-like
Exons: 1
Coding region: 1-762 (253 amino acids)
Biological process (GO): RNA modification
Molecular function (GO): protein binding; RNA binding
Source: RefSeq, a predicted model, not a curated record
AUGGAAAUGGCGCUGUUUGACACAACCCCUGAGUGUGACAGAGACCUCGUCACGUGGAACUCCAUUCUCGCUGCUUAUGCCCGCGCCGAAGAACUCGACGGGGAGAAAACUCAAGAGGGUUUUCGCCUCUUCCACCUUCUUCGUCAAUCCGUGGCGCUUACCACCAGUCAUACCAUGGCCCCUCUCUUCAAGAUGUGCCUCUUCUCUGGUUCUUUCUCUGCUUCCGAGACGCUGCACGGUUACGCUGUCAAGAUUGGGUUGCAAUGGGAUGUGUUUGUGGCUGGGGCUUUGGUGAAUAUCUAUGCCAAGUUUCGACAGAUUAGAGAUGCCUGUGUGCUAUUUGAUAGGAUGCCUCUGAGGGAUGUGGUGCUCUGGAACGUGAUGUUGAAGGCCUAUGUGGAAAUGGGGUUUGGGGAUGAAGCGUUGCGCCUCUUCUCCGCGUUUCACCGAAGUGGGCUGCGUCCCGAUGGCGUCAGUGUCCGAACUCUUCUAAUGGGGUUUGGUCAAAAAACUGUUUUUGAAAAGCAGUUGAAUCAGGUUCGAGCUUAUGCCAGUAAGUUGUUUCUUUGUGAUGAUGAGUCGGAUGUCAUUGUGUGGAACAAGACCUUGUCUCAAUAUCUCCAAGCAGGAGAACCUUGGGAAGUUGUUGAUUUUUUUAAAGACAUGGUCAAAUCACGUGUCCCAGACAUGGAAAUGGGUAUGAACCCGAUUCAGGAAGAGAAGAAUUGGGGUAAUUGGUUGGGGAAUUGGGGAAGGGUAUGA